Nematolebias whitei (Rio pearlfish) is the source of this 1851-nucleotide messenger RNA. RefSeq names its product FERM domain-containing protein 5. Gene Ontology annotation, molecular function: cytoskeletal protein binding. The coding region runs from base 52 to 1767 and encodes 571 amino acids. The transcript has 14 exons. NCBI's taxonomy places the organism in Eukaryota, Metazoa, Chordata, Actinopteri, Cyprinodontiformes, Rivulidae. The record is from RefSeq and is a predicted model, not a curated record. Gene Ontology annotation, cellular component: cytoskeleton.
UCUGGUGUUGAGUAUUGUUCUGGUCCUGUAGACGAGAGCGCGAGAGAGAAGAUGUUGAGCCGAUUCAUGAGUAGCAGCGUCAGGAAUCUUGAGCGGGAAUACAACUGCACGGUCAGACUGCUGGACGAUACGGAGUACACGUGCACCAUUCAGCGGGAUGCAAAGGGACAAUAUCUGUUUGACCUCAUCUGCCACCACCUGAACUUACUAGAAAAAGACUAUUUUGGCAUCAGAUAUGUGGACCCAGACAAGCAGCGGCACUGGUUGGAGUUCACCAAAUCUAUUGCGAAGCAGCUGAAAUCUCAGCCUCCGUUCACCAUGUGUCUGAGAGUCAAGUUCUACCCUCCCGAUCCUGCUUCUCUCAAAGAGGAAAUCACUCGCUAUCUGGUCUUCCUGCAACUCAAGAGGGACCUCUACCACGGGCGUCUCCUGUGUAAAACCUCGGAUGCAGCCAUGCUGGCUGCCUACAUCCUUCAAGCUGAGAUUGGCGAUUACGACCCUGGGAAGCACCCAGAAGGUUACAGCUCCAAGUUCCAGUUCUUUCCCAAACAUUCGGAGAAGCUGGAGCGCCGGAUUGCCGAGAUACACAAAACGGAGCUGAUUGGACAGACACCUGAAACAUCUGAGAGAAAUUUCCUGCAGAAAGCCCAAAUGUUGGAGACAUAUGGUGUUGAUCCUCAUCCAUGCAAGGAUGUGUCUGGGAACCCAUCUUUCCUCGCCUUCACUCCGUUCGGUUUUGUGGUUCUUCAGGGAAACAGGAGACUUCAUUUUCUCAAAUGGAACGAGGUGACCAAACUGAAGUUCGAAGGCAAGACUUUCCACGUAUAUGCAAAUCAGAAGGAGGACAAAAAGAUCAUCUUGACAUAUUUUGCGCCCACACCGGAGGCAUGCAAGCACCUUUGGAAGUGUGGUGUAGAGAACCAAGCCUUUUACAAGCUCGAGAAGUCAAGUCAAGUUCGCACCGUCUCCAGCAGCAACUUGUUCUUCAAGGGCAGCCGUUUCCGCUACAGCGGGCGAGUGGCGAAAGAAGUGAUGGAGCAGAGUGCCAAAAUCAAACGUGAACCUCCAGAAAUACACAGGGCUGGUCUCGUGCCCAGUAGAAGCUGCCCAUCUAUCACCCAUGGGCCUCGCCUCUGCAGUGUACCGCGCACACGUCGGAGAGCUGUGCACAUAUCUAUCAUGGAGGGUCUGGAGUGCCUGCGUGACAGUGCUCACUCCACACCGGUCCGAUCCAUGUCCCAUGGUGAAUCCUUCCUACCGCGCUCCCGGAGCCAGGCCGCAGACGCCGGCGACGGGAUGGCAGUCAUCUCGGACGAGGCCUACAGCCCCUCGGACAGCGUGCUUCCCACGCCGGUGGCCGAGCACGGCAUGGAGCUGGCCGUCUCACGACAAAUCAACGGGGCGCCCUGCAGCAUCGAGGAAGAAAGGGAGUCGGAGGUGGGCACCCCAACACAAGGGGAAGGGGGUGAUUUUGGUGCGGACAGUAGAUCUGCAGGAAGCAAGGACCCGGCUGUUAGUGAGGCGGAACAGGUGAACAAGUUUGUCUUAAGUGUCCUUCGUUUGCUCCUCGUCACCAUUGGACUCCUUUUUGUCUUGCUCCUCCUCCUCAUCAUCCUCACUGAGUCGGACCUCGAUAUUGCAUUUUUAAGCGACAUCCGCCAGACGCCUGAAUUCGAGCAGUUUCAUUACGAGUACUUUUGUCCCCUCAGACGGUGGUUUGCCUGCAAGCUCCGCUGGGUGGGCGGGCUGCUCAUUAACAACCAGUGAGAGCGCCGUCGUAGGAACGUUAGCCCAUUGUGGGGGCCGGGGCCGGGGGGGUCCUGAGAGGAUGUUUGAGGCUCUGGAGUCAAG